UAAUUGUAAAUGAUAUACACACAUAAGGUAUUUGUAAAAUAGUCUAUGAUGACAGCACGUUCUGAUUAUAUAAUAGUAUUGUGUCAAUAUUAGACUAAAUUAUACAUGGCAACGAUAGACAUUUGAAACAAUGCUUAAAAAAAACACCACUGAACUGGACACAAUCUCCUGAAGUGAACCCAAUUUUCAAUCUGUUUGAAAUGUAAUCAAAUCCUCGAUCUACAAAGAAAGGCGAAUUACCAGCAUGAAGCAAGCUGGGCUCCCUCUGGUGGUGAUGCAAUGUUUUAGUUCCUUUGGUACGUAAUGACGUCAUGGUCAUACGCCGAUCAACUUCCUGUUUUGCUAGUUCCAAAGCAAACCUAUGAGGCUUUUGGGAGAUAGACACUUUACUUAAAUGUUGUGCGAAAAAUAGUUUUUGGCGUUGUAUGUAAUCGGCGGAUGAACAUGCGAGACUCCUGUGCAUCUGAUACCUUUGCGCUGUAGCGUCAUGGCUUAUGUAUGGUAGGGGAAAGUUUAUAGUCUAGCAAGCUAGCUAAGGCUAGAUCACAAAUUGACUGGAGAAGCACUAAUUGUGUUUAAAAUGUCCAUUUUCUCACUGCGAUCAGAAGCACAUGAAUCAAGAACCACUUGAAUCAUUAUUAAAUAAAUCAUCGAACCUCUCUUUUCCUCACAUAGACAUUAGUAAACAGUUACUUGGGGUUAUGGUUCGAUAUUGCAGAGGUUGUGGCGGCAGCAGGGUUAAAUUCGAUCUCUGAUUAAAUCCUAGUAUUAACUAUAUAUUGAAUUGGCUGAAAAUGAACAUUUUACCCAAGAAAAGUUGGCAUGUGCGCAACAAGGACAAUGUUGCAAAGGUCCGUCGUGAUGAAGCAAAAGCGGCCGAGGAUGCACGUGAGGUUCAAAAGCGCAUAGAACGCGCAGAGCAAGAGGCACGGACACAGUACUUGAGAAACAAGUCUCGAGCUGCCCUUGAGCAGAGUGGGGUGGUGAGUGAAGAAGUCGAGGCUGAAGGAGAAGGGAAAGCGUCCACAGAGCUCCUGAACCUGUUCCCACAGGAGGAUGCCACUGGGAAGAAGGGGAAUGAGGAGUACCUCAAAGAAAAGAACGAGGAGAAGGAGAAGCAAGAGCGAGCCAUUGGCCUGCUGGUGUCUCUGGGUCCAGCACCAGGUACCGAAGCCACUCCCUGGUACCUGAAGACUCGGAGUGAACGAGAAGCAAGGGAGGACGAGAAAGAGAAAGAGGAGAAAGUCAAGAAAGAGAAGGACAAAGGGAAACGCAAGACCUUCACCAAGGAGGAGCAGGAGAAGAGAGACCUGAAGCUGAAAGACAGCCUGGACCCCUUGCGGGAGAUGAAGAAAGCCCUGGCGAAAAAAGGGCAUAAAGAAAAAAAGAGGCAAAGGAAAGAGAAGAGAGACAGAGGAGAGGGGAGCAGUGGAGGUCAGAGCACGUUGGAGAGGCUGCGUGCGGAGCGACUGCAGAGGGAGGCGGAGGAGAAGAGGAAAGCCAAAGCCCUGCUGGACCAGAGCAAGGGCGGAGGGAAGGAGAAGGAGCCCGAGAGGGAGGUGGGAGAGAGGGACAGGCCCUACAACAGCGCGUAUUUUCCUGCGCUGGCCCGGAAGAGACAGAGGAGAGACAGGGAUCAUUAUGACUUCUGCUAGCCCAAGGGCUCCUCCUCUGGGUCUCGAACUCGCCUAGCAAAUGGACACAAGUGAGGAGAGGUGAAAGCAGCUGGCUAACAGAGUGGUCCCUAAACUGGACUUAAGGAGAAUGUGUGUGGUGUGGAGGGGGUAUAUCAACCCUAUAUUUUGUCAUGUGGGUGAUAUUUUACAUAAAAUUCUCUGUUCUGUUUUUGAUUGA
Clupea harengus (Atlantic herring) is the source of this 1854-nucleotide messenger RNA. RefSeq names its product leukocyte receptor cluster member 1 (gene leng1). NCBI's taxonomy places the organism in Eukaryota, Metazoa, Chordata, Actinopteri, Clupeiformes, Clupeidae. The record is from RefSeq and is a predicted model, not a curated record.